This is a messenger RNA of Perkinsus marinus ATCC 50983, 1320 nucleotides long. Its product is annotated as cAMP-dependent protein kinase catalytic subunit, putative. Gene Ontology annotation, biological process: protein phosphorylation; intracellular signal transduction. The record is from RefSeq and is a predicted model, not a curated record. Gene Ontology annotation, cellular component: cytoplasm. The transcript is spliced from 11 exons. Gene Ontology annotation, molecular function: protein serine/threonine kinase activity; ATP binding. NCBI's taxonomy places the organism in Eukaryota, Perkinsozoa, Perkinsida, Perkinsidae. Bases 1 to 1320 code for a protein of 439 amino acids.
AUGUUUGAAGCCAUCAUUGAUGCCCUCGUCGGAUGCGGUGUGCUUGCCUGCACUCGGAAGGUGCUCAUCGGUAUCGAUGCCGAGAACAAUGCCUCAGCCGCCGCCUGUGCCUCGUCGUCCGAGGAAGCACUUUGGGUACUCCGCUGGUACUGCAGUGAACAACUCUAUGAGGUAUCGAGCAGCAAGAUUAUACAUGGCCACAUCAGCCAGGACUAUAGGCUCGAGAGUGCGAUCGGGAGCGGGUUCUCUGGAUCGGUCGUGGUUGGUUAUCAUCGCGUCUCUGGUCUUAAGUAUGCUAUCAAGUUGCUGGACAAGCGUCGCCUAGCUGAUAAGGGUGUACUCAACCUUGCUGCUCACGAGGCAUCAGUUCUUUUAUCAACAGACCAUCCCUCUGUGUGCAAACUACAUGCCGUGUAUGAGACCAGUUCUAAGCUCUGGCUGGUCAUGGAGUACAUACAGGGCAAAGACUUGUGCGAAUGGCUGGCUUCCCGUCGACGUGAGAUGCGAAGCGAAGCACGUAUUGUGCUUGGUCAGAUAAUCGAUGCUCUUGCUUACUUGCACCGUAUGAAUAUAAUGCAUCGAGAUGUUAAGCUAGAGCACUUCAUCAUUGAUUCUAAUUCUUGUCUCAAACUUAUUGAUUUUGGAUUCGCCACGCGAUCCCAUGGAGAGCUACGGAGUCGAGUAUGCGGGACAUAUCCGUACGUGGCUCCUGAGGUUUUCCGAGGGGAAGCUAGCUGUGCAUCGGAUAUGUGGAGUGCGGGAAUAAUCGCUCUGCUGAUGACUACCGGUCCACGACAUAGGAAUAUUCAUAAUGCUAUGCAACUUGAGAUACUCUCUCAAAAGAAGGGCUCUCCUGAGUCGCAUAGAUCGUAUGAGAUGAACGGCAAGACUCUUGAGCUGUUGCUCAAAGCUGAACCGACUAUCCUCACAUGUCCUGGGGAUGUUCCUGAUGGCGGCAGUCGCUCGAAAAGCAACGAGUCUAGUCCUUGCGGAGGUCAGAGGCGAAGCGAAACUGCCGAUGAGUCUGCAUGCUACUGUCCAGUAUUCGCCUCCUUCAUCACGAGCUUGCUUAAUGCCAACCCUCAAAGGCGCAUGACGGCAGAGCAAGCUCGUCGACAUCCAUGGUUGUUAGGGCAGUGCUGUGAGGACGAUCGUCUGGCUGCCCUUGAGCCCUUCCAGCCCUUGCCAAGAGGUCACGGUGGCGAUACCACCAGCCUUGACCGAUUGCAGGAAGAAGCACAUACGAGUGGGGAAGCGGCUAGGGAAGUGCUGGACUCCAGAUACUACAUGGGUAAGGCCAUUCGACAUGCUCCAGUGUAA